AUGGUGCCAAAAACAACCCCCAAGAAAGCGGAUGUGGCCAGCUCUGCUUCCAAGUUCUCAGACACAAUUUCUGCCUCCUACAAGGCGUACUGCAAGCAGGUUAGCGGCGACAGGCAGCUACAGCUCAUAGACACGUUCUGCGCAUUCCUGGUGGCCGUAGGUGUGAUUCAGUUUCUGUUCGUGUGCGCGGCCAAGGACAGCUUUCCGCUCAACGCGUUCCUGGCUGGCUUCAGUGCGUGUGUGGGCCAGUUUGUGCUGCUAGUAAGUCUGCGUAUGCAGGUAGUGAACAGCUUCAUGGGUAUUUCGCCGCAGCGUGCAUUCGGCGAGUUCGUACUAGCCAGCCUGGUGCUACACUUCCUCUGUCUACACUUUGUCAAUUGA
Lachancea thermotolerans CBS 6340 is the source of this 381-nucleotide messenger RNA. It is a transcript of the gene OST2, whose product is annotated as dolichyl-diphosphooligosaccharide-protein glycotransferase. The record is from RefSeq and is a predicted model, not a curated record. The transcript has a single exon. Bases 1 to 381 code for a protein of 126 amino acids. Gene Ontology annotation, cellular component: membrane; oligosaccharyltransferase complex. Gene Ontology annotation, biological process: protein N-linked glycosylation. NCBI's taxonomy places the organism in Eukaryota, Fungi, Ascomycota, Saccharomycetes, Saccharomycetales, Saccharomycetaceae.